AUGGAAGUAGAAGAAAGCGAAAAGAAACAAAACCAACGGACGGAGAGAUUGAUCGAAUUACAAGGAGAAAUGGAGGGGAAAGAUCUGCAAAAAAUUGAGCACCCAAGCCAGCACCACCCACUGGAACUUAGGAGAAUCACUCCAAGGCCAUGGCGGCUACUAUGGUGGUGGAGGUCACCAAGUUUUCUGCAAUGGAUACAGGGAACCAAUCUCUUUUUCAUCAAUCAUCAUCAGGAGUAUGGGGAGGUGGAGGCGAUUUCUAUGCUUGCCCCAACUCCGAUUGCUGGUUUUUACUGCACAAACGGGGUACAGAAUUGCCCCCCAAAAUCGAGCAUUCCUCUCACCCGAAGCACGCCCUCACUCUUUAUCCCUUUGUCUUAUAUAAACAUGGAUGCGACGUCUGCCGACGGUUUCGUAUACCGUUGUUCCAGCUGCGACUUCGAUGUCCACGUACGCUGUGCUUCAAUGGUGCUCCGUAUCCAAGAAAGGGUCAAUAAGAACAAGAAGAUUCAUCAACACUCGUUGAUGCCCCUCGAGAUGGAAGCCCAGUUCCUGUGUGCUGCCUGCGAUAGAGAACAUAAAGGCAAAUCAUGUCUUUGCCCCACCUGCGGCUUCUGGGCCAAUCAGAUUUGUGCUUCUUCGCCAACCACGAUUUACCUCCACCGCCACGCUCACCCCCUUGCUCUCUUUCGUUCAGCUUUUCGCUACUACUAUGGGAAUUGUAAAAUCUGCAACGAGGAAAUGAAGAGAGCGUAUUGGGCCCUAUGUUUGCUCGGAGGGAUGCAAGUAUUCAGUCCAUCUAAGUUGCUUGCCGUUGGAGGAGGUUGAGAAUCCCAACAAGGAUAUCCAAACAAACUUUCAUUCGAAAUCAACAAGCCAUGAAAUUGAGAAACCCACGUGAGCAUUUUUGCCAUUUUAAUUGGAAUUUUCCCUAGCCUUUUACCCAAUAUUUGAUUGGUCACAUUCUCUUGUUUUAGAGAUUCCAAAGAAAUGAUUAUUCUUAUCACUUUGUCAGUGCCAAUGAAUUUGCUAAAUUAAUAACCCAAUUGAUCAAAAAGCUCAUCUUACAAAGAACGCAUAAAAGAGCCACCAAGAUCCUUUGUUACAAAGAAGACCACCCAUUGAUUUUUGUCAACAAGAAAAUUGACGAAUCUAAGGAUGG
Messenger RNA from Diospyros lotus (date-plum), 1162 nucleotides. RefSeq lists its product as uncharacterized. The transcript has 2 exons. The record is from RefSeq and is a predicted model, not a curated record. Lineage: Eukaryota; Viridiplantae; Streptophyta; Magnoliopsida; Ericales; Ebenaceae. Bases 1 to 828 code for a protein of 275 amino acids.